AUGGCGCUGAGCAGAGUCCGCCUGUUCCAGUCCCACGGGGAGGGCACCCGGCUCCUGCCCCAGGCAUCCAGGCUGGUGGAGCUGCCCUACUCCUCGUUUGAUGAUGAUGACACGUCCUCGUUUGAGGACGACAACACGGCUGAGCAGGACCCCGGGGUGUGGUACCCUGACCCCCCCAAACUGAGCCCCUUCAGCCACUGUGUGCGCUACCUAGCCUUCCUCUGGAACCUCCUCUUCCUCCUGCUGGGGUUGCUGACCCUCGCUGUGGGCAUCUGGGGGCUGCUGGCCAAGAGCCCCCUGCCCGGGGGGCUACCCCUGAGCUCAGACCCCAUGCUGCUCUUUGUGCUGGCAGGGCUGGGGGCCAGCGCUGUGUCCCUGGCUGGUUGCCUGGGUGCUUUCCGAGCCAGCCCCUGCCUGCUGCGCUUCUUCCUGGGUGCUGUGCUGGCUUUUGGGGGUCUGGAGGUGCUGGGGGGGCUCCUGCUGCUGCUGGCACGGCGGCGGCUGCGGGAUGCGCUGUGGGAUCUGCUGCUGCUCUGCCUCCUGCGCUACCAGGACGAUCCUGACCUGCAGUUCCUGGUGGAUGAGGUGCAGCGGAGCCUCCAGUGCUGCGGCCUCGAGUUCUACCGUGACUGGGAGAGCAACCCGUACUUCAACUGCAGCGCCCCAGGUGUGCAGGCGUGUGGUGUCCCUGCCUCCUGCUGCCAGGACCCGCUGGAGAAUGGCUCUGUGCCCAACAUCCAGUGUGGAUUUGGGGUGCUGGGGCUGGGGGCAGCAGCAGCUGGGGCUGUGGUGCACACGGGGGGCUGUGGGGCCGCGUUGACCGCGUGGCUGCGGGGCCAGGCUGGGGCCAUCGCUGCUGGUGCCACCAUCCUGCUGCUGCUGGAGGCUGUGGGAGCACUCAUGGCACUGAGGGUGCUCAAGGAUAUUACAGCUGUGAGGGUGUGGGAGUGA
Molecule: messenger RNA, 951 nt
Organism: Sturnus vulgaris (Common starling)
Lineage: Eukaryota; Metazoa; Chordata; Aves; Passeriformes; Sturnidae
Gene: TSPAN10
Product: tetraspanin 10
Cellular component (GO): plasma membrane
Source: RefSeq, a predicted model, not a curated record